AACAGCAACAACAGCAGCAACAACAAUAACACCAAAUGCUGCAGCGGCCGCCAACGUCGCAGCAGCUGCAGCGGCAGCAACAGCAGUCGUUGCUAAUGCCGCUGCCGCUGCUUCCGCCGCCGUCCCCUCACCAACAAGACCUGCCGCUAUCGGAACACUGCCGGCGCCAACGUCACUAGCGUCAGGCAUCUUCGGUGGCAGCGGCGUCGGCGGUGGAUUUACGCCGCCCACCAGGAAUAUGCGCCCAACGCCAAGUCUGCCUAUUUCUGAUUCUGGACACACACGUCGCCGAAUGAUGUUGCCACUGCCAACCCAAGCUCAUCCCUCGGAAACGGAAACAGACAAAAAGCUUAAAAUGAUAAUGGGCCAAACGGGUAAACUUAAUAUUAAUGGCCGUCAAUAUCCAACGGAUAUUCAUGAUCUGCGGCAUUUGGGUGAUCUGGGCAAUGGAACCAGUGGCAAUGUGGUCAAGAUGUUGCACCUGUCCAGCGAUACGAUAAUUGCUGUCAAACAGAUGCGUCGCACGGGCAAUGCCGAGGAGAAUAAACGUAUUCUCAUGGAUUUGGAUGUUGUGCUAAAGUCGCACGACUGCAAAUACAUAGUCAAGUGUUUGGGCUGCUUUGUCACUGAUCCGGAUGUCUGGAUCUGCAUGGAACUCAUGUCAAUGUGCUUUGAUAAGCUGCUUAAGCUCUCCAAAAAACCGGUGCCGGAGCCCAUACUUGGCAAAGUCACUGUGGCGACGGUAAAUGCAUUGUCCUAUCUGAAGGACAAACACGGCGUCAUUCAUCGGGAUGUGAAGCCCUCUAACAUUUUGAUCGAUGAACGUGGAAACAUAAAGCUAUGCGAUUUUGGCAUAAGCGGCAGACUGGUCGACUCCAAGGCGAACACACGUUCGGCUGGCUGUGCCGCCUAUAUGGCUCCGGAACGCAUUGAUCCCAAGAAACCAAAGUACGAUAUAAGGGCCGAUGUUUGGUCGCUGGGCAUAACGCUUGUGGAAUUGGCUACAGCGCGUUCACCUUACGAGGGCUGCAAUACGGACUUUGAGGUGCUUACCAAGGUGCUGGACUCGGAGCCACCAUGUUUACCACGCGGCGAGGGCUUCAAUUUUAGUCAACAGUUUCAUGAAUUCGUCAUCAAGUGCCUCACAAAGAACCAUCAGGAUCGGCCCAAGUAUCCGGAGCUGUUGGAGCAGCCAUUCAUUAAGAUCUACGAGCAAGCCAAAGUCGAUGUUCCCAAUUGGUUUCAGAUUGUCGUCGAUAGUGCCGCUGGCAAGCGAAUACGCGCCAAUGGCGAUUCCACGCUGACGAGAGCAACAACAACAACGGCAGCAGCAACAACAACAACAGCAGGAACUACACGAACUAAGGAAGCUGCCACAAAGUAUGGCAGAAAUGUGGCAACUUUAACGGCACGCAGUCCAACAAAUUCCCAACUGACUACGGCGACGACGACGGCAACAAAGACAAUAAAACCGACGCAGAUUCCAAGCUAUCAACAACAACAGCAACAAUCGCAAGGAGGGUCCCAAUAUUUCAUGCAAUCAGCCACACAACUACCUCAAACAACAACAACAACAACACCAACAACAGCAUCAGCAUCAGCAUCAGCAACAACUUCAACAAGCAACUGGAGCAGCAACAGCAACCAGCCCAUUGAGUAUUUUAGCAGUGGUGGCAGCGGCAGCAGCAGCGCCAGCCCAAUGUCGCCACCGGGAGGCGGUGGCAUCAAUGAUAUCAACAAAUUGUACCGCAAAUCGCCGUUCAUGCAACGCAAACUGAGCAACGGUUCGCACUACAAAUACAUCGAUGAGAGUCCCAAAAAGGAGUCGGUGUUUAGCAGCAUAGGCCAAUCUAUUUUACGCAAUUUGACAACGUCGCCCUUUAGCCAAAAGAAACAUAAUCCAACUGUAACAGCAACAACGCCCAUUUUACCCACAGCCACAAUGACAACAACAACAACAGCAACACUGCCGCAUAUUAACCCUAAAACGCCCACUGACCCAUUGGGCACGCCUACGUGGCGUCUGCCACAAGCGACGGACAAGACGUUGCCAUUUGACACAUGUGAUAGUAUUUGUAACGCCAGCAACGCAUUGGGAUCACCAACGUUGCAGCGCAAGCAGCUGAUUUUUGAGCCAACAACAGCAACAGCAACAGCAGAGGCAUCAACAACAACCGUGACAACAACAAUGUUGCAACUUAAUAGUCAACAACAGCAGCAGCAACAACAACAGCAGCGCCUGCAACCAGGCAAUCAGAGUCCAAUUGUGCUACAGCGUUUCUACCAUCAACAGAAUCAAUUGCGUGAAAAGGAGGCGGCCGAGCGGCAACAUCACCAUCAGCAAAUUCAGCAGCAACAACAGCAGCAACUGCAACAACAGCAACUGCAGCUACAGCAUCAACAACAACAGCUAAACUAUUAUCAGCAACAUUUUCAUUAUCAUCAGCCAUUGCCACUGCCACAGCAGCAGCAGCAGCAACAACAACAGCAGCAACAACAAGAACAACAGCAGCAACAACAGCACCAGCAGCAACAGCAGCUGCCACGUCAACCGAUUGGAACGAGCACAAAUCCGUUUCACAGCAAUUAUGUGGCACCUUCCUCAUCGCACUCCACUUCUAGUCAAUCGUCCACACAGUCGACAUGCUCACAAAUCGGCAUUGCAGCCCCGCCAACUCCUUCUCCAUCUCCAUCUGCAGCAACAGCUGCUGGACACUUUGGUAUCGGCAAUGCGGCACAGUUGCAAUAUCAACCAUUGCCGACAGCAACACCAGCAGCAACAUUGACGGCAACAACAGCACCAGCAACAACAAAUACAACGGGAAGCGCACUGUACGGUAGUCUGCCCUGCAGAUCGCCGGAGCAACUGCAACCGGCGAUAGAAAGUGGCGGUGUCUCAAUGGUGGGCAGUAAGCUCAGUAAAUUGUAUGCACGUCGUCAGCUGUUGGGUCAAAGUUCGAGCAAUAAUUUGGAUGGACGGGAGCAACAUGUGUACUCCGGCACAUCGGAUGCGGGCUGGUUCAAUACAUUCGCUGGCGCCAUGAAGCGACAAUUUGCGACCUAUGUUAAAACCCAAUUGAAUUCCACAGCGACGUCUCCAGUGACUCCAAGCACCACCGCUAAUGGGAACGAGUUGAUAGGCGGUCUGGAUCCGGCGCUGGCGCCUCAACCACAACCACAACCGCCAGCAUAUCGAAGCAUUAUCAACAAUGGUUGCAACACCGCAACCACAACAGCAACAACAACUGGAAGCGGUGGCAAAUCGUAUUAUUAUCGCACCUUGUCGGCGGCUAGCAGUAGCAGCAGCCACAAUACCAGUCAAAGCACCUCACCCACCACCGAACCACUAAACCACAGUGGUGGCAUUGGCAGCAGCAGCAUUGGCCACUGUUCCACCAGCGGCUUUUUGCGUCGCUAUGCGAGCAGCGGAGGUGGUGUUGGUGGUGGCAUUGGCGGCGGCAUUGGCGGUGGCAGCAUCAGCACACCACCAAGUCCACAUCUGCUGGCGGGUCUCGAUCGACGACAUCGCAGUCCGGAUCCACCACCGCGCUACAAUCGCGGCCAAUCGCCGCUGCUACUCCGGAAGAAUCUGCUCGAGUUGAGCGGACAACCGCCCGGUUCCCCAUUGCUGCAACGACGUUAUGUGUCGGCUUCACCGCCGUUGCCACCACCGCGUCGUGGUUCGGAGAGCGUGCCAGGAUCACCGCAACACUUUCGCACCCGCAUCCAUUAUACUCCCGAGCCACAGCGUCGCAUCUAUAGGACAAUAGAUCAAUGAGUAGCGCUGCAAAUAAUGGUCAUGUGAUGUUGGUAUGGCUUCGAUGAUGUUGUUGCUAACGACAACGAUGAUGAUAAUGAUGAUGCAACAACCACAAGUGCGUCAAUUGCAACUCGUACAGCGGCAACAACUUCAGCUACAACAGCAACAGCAACGAAAGCAGCUGCAACACACAGACACUCGAUGGACUUGUGAUGCUUGACUUGGGCAUAAAAACAAAAAAAAAAAAACAUACACAGCAGCAGCAACAACAACAACAACAACAACAAGAAACAGCAACAGCAAACGAAAGUGUUCAAAAGUCUUAUAACGUAUAAGUUUAGGGUGUAGCUAAAGCUAUAGUUGCGUCUUCUUAUUUUAAAUUGGUUAUUUCACAAUGUUUUUUGUUUUAAUUUAUAUAAUCAUUUACAUAAAUAUAUAUAAAUAUAUUUAUUAUUAAUUAUUGUGCGUAAUUGUGUAUGUAAUUGUGUGCGUGUGUAAAUUGUAUAUAUCUAAAGCCUAGACAACAAUCAAGUUAAAAGUUGAACAACUAAAAUGUAACUGCAAUAGAGCCAUACAUAGGUAUCCGUAUUUAUAUCGGAAUAUAUAAAUUUAUAUACAUAGAAAUAUAGCCAAAAUCAGAACGUAACAACAAUUAAUAAUUAUAUAAAAAAAAAAAAAAAACACUGUGCCCUAUACAUAAACAUAAACAUGUAACCUAUAGCUAUUGACGUAACAGCAACUUUUUUACAUAGACAAACAUAUAUAUCUGAAAUAUGCCUAAAACCAACAAUAAUUGUGCAAUAGUUGAAAGCAAUAACAUCAUUUCUCUCACUUUUCGAUUUUCUAUAUACUUUGCUAUAAUCAAAUCAAAAUGCCUAUAAAUAUAUAUAGAGAUGCUCCUCAAUAUAUAAACUUGUAAUUGUAUCGUAAAAGCAAUUUUGAAUCAGCCCAAAUUAUAUGCAAGCUGAAAGCCUUUCAAUCAAUAUUUAUAUGCCCCUUGCGACACAAAAACUCCCACUGUCCGUCUGUUUUUGAUCAGUUUUCUAGCUCUGUAGCAUUUUUAUAACAUAUAGCUGCCAUAUAGCAUAGCAAUAAUCGAGCGAGAUUUCAAAUCGUUUUAAUAUAUUAUAUAGACAGCCAUAGCAACAAUUGGAAACACGCUAAUAACAAUUUCCCUUGUAUUUUUGAUACAAUUUGUGAUAGAAAUCGGUUCAUUACAUACAUAUGUGUAUACAUAUAGCUGCCAUAUAGGAUUGAUCUGCAAGGGUACUACAAUUUCGGUUAGCCGAAUAUAACUGUUCUUUCUGCUUUAAAUUUGUUUUGAGCAAGUUCCUUACAAAAUACUUACUUACCUUAUACAUAUAAUACCUACAUAGAAUCGAAGGGAGAACUCCAAACAACAAUAUUUUGUAUGUAUGUGUCUGUAUGUGUGAGUCUGAAUGUGUGUGUGUGCGUGUAUGCAGCUAGCGACCUCAAUGUUUUGUUCCUGUGCUUGAGUUGAAUAACAAUCCCAAAAAAAUAACACCUAUUUUUUUUUUUUUGAACUGUAGGUUAUGUCAACGAACCUAACCUCAAAUUGUAUAUAAAUUUAAUAAAAUAAAAUAGAAACUUAAAUGUA
Messenger RNA from Drosophila innubila, 5378 nucleotides. RefSeq names its product dual specificity mitogen-activated protein kinase kinase hemipterous (gene hep). Gene Ontology annotation, biological process: protein phosphorylation. The record is from RefSeq and is a predicted model, not a curated record. Gene Ontology annotation, molecular function: protein kinase activity; ATP binding. NCBI's taxonomy places the organism in Eukaryota, Metazoa, Arthropoda, Insecta, Diptera, Drosophilidae.